Molecule: messenger RNA, 2047 nt
Organism: Chara braunii
Lineage: Eukaryota; Viridiplantae; Streptophyta; Charophyceae; Charales; Characeae
Source: the annotation of a GenBank genome assembly
UCGCGCGUGCGGCCGGAGAUCCUGACAGGCAACAGCUCAGCUCAGCUUCGUCUGCCCCCUCGUCUCGCGGAUGUGAAGUCGCGGGGCACCAAGCCGAUGACAUGAAGAAGAGAAGCGAAGGGCAAUCAGUCGUUGGGGAUGUCUUAGAGGGAGAGGAAAGAGGAGGAGGAGGAGGGGGAGGAGGGGGAGGAGAAGGAGGAAGAGGAGGAGGAGAAGGAGAAGGUUUUGCAAAGGAAGGAGGAGUGAGUUUUGCCCAGCAAGCAUGGAAGAGGGUGAGAAGGGGAAAUUCGGUAUCUGCGAGGAGAUGGACAGUCCAGUCGGACAGAAUCAGCGAGGAAGCGGGUCGCGGUCUUCCGGAUGGGAUCGGGAUCAAGAUUGGGAUGUGGAUGUGGUUUGUCCUCGUCCCGGUGUGUGUGUUGGCGGGAGUCGCCGGGGGACUCGAUCUCACUGAGCUCCAUUGUGAUACGGACUCAUUUAGCCUGGUCUUGUCAGCGUGCGACCACUUGCAGCUUUCCCAAGUGGAUAGUACUACCAGUGGUGGCUGUGGAAGUCAGCCACGUGGCACAGGGAGAAUCAUCAAUGCGUCUUGUAUGUUUUCCCGUCCACAUGCCGAUCCAGACACGGACAAAGAGCGAGGACCAGGGGGGAACACUGUUUCUCAUGCUGACACCGGGGCAGCUUGGAAGCGAACGGCCGCGAAGACGAGGGGCCUCGCUCCGCCACACCACACUCUACGUACAUUUGGACGCUUUGUGGACCCGAUGCAUUCCAAAUGUUGGACUCGUCCGAAUGCACCUGGCCCAGAAAGCGGCGAAAUGCAAAUAGAGUGUUGUGUGACGGAGCGAGUUCCGAGGGCGAGGAGGAAAGCUAGGGGUAGACGGAAGGUGAGGACUGUCAGGGGGAGGGAUCAUAGUAAAGACCUGUACUUUACAACGAGACUUCUUGUCCUAAGGCCGACUGAGCCGUCGUCGUCGUCUUCAGUCUCGGACAUCUCCACGAAGAGUUGGACUCACCAAGGUUUGUGUUUGGUGCAAGACGACCACCAUUGGCAGCAAAUCUGGAAGGCAGGGAGACGAAGCCCCAGCCGACGCCAUAGCCGUGCUUCCAUAACUGUUGUCGUCAACGUGUCGAUCGAUGCCCAUCUCUCGGGAGGAGGCUCGCUGACAGAGGAGGCUAUGGACUGGUGCGCAGCUAUGGCCGCCUCUCGACCUCGGCUCCUCGAUGGUAGCAGGCAGGCUAUGUUCUGCUGUUGCAGAGUGGAGCAGGACGAAGGCCGUCGCGCUUUGAUAUCGGAGAAGGGAGUAGCAGGUAAUUACAGCAGCAGGCUAACGAAUACAUCCUCCGACCGGAAGAACGGGAGCAAGACAAAUCAAACUGGAGAAGCAGACAAAAGCAGCGGCCACAGAAAUGAGCAUAUUAAAGGGCCUCCUGACUGGCUUAUCCUCCUAGUGGUGGUUUUGGGCAGCCAUCUUCUGGGACUAAUUUGCGAGUUCAAGUGCCACAGACGAAUCUGGAACCUUAUAAGAGGGGUAUUUUGGAGAACCCCGCCAUCGGGGGAAGGAGAAGUAGCUCCACUUGCAGGAGCAGUGAAUGGAGGAAGAAGAGAAGCAGAAGGCAGAGGAGGAGGAGGGGGAGGACGAUGGGGAGGAGGAGGAGGAGGAGGAGGAGGAGGAUUUGGGGAGCAGGAUGCUGUUAGACUGGGGAGGGAGCAGUAUGAAAACCGUCUGCGAUCGGAGGGGCGCUCAGUAGGUGAUGAUUAUUUCCAGUCCUUACUGGAAAUGCCGAGUAUACCUCCAUCGUCAUCUUCCAUGCAGGUUGACAUCGAUGACGUCGAACAGACCAGCAGCUAUAGUGGCAAUGUUGCCUGGAGUCGUACGGGGGAUGGUGGUGCUGGGGAUUCCCCACUGGGAUUUGCUGGCCCGUUACCUAGCUUCGUUGCAGUGCUUUCUCCCAAUCCUAAAGAUUUGCCAUGGCUCGGAGUAAAAGAAUGUGCUUUCUUCCAAUCCGAAUGAUCUGCCAUGGCUGGGAGUAAAACAAUGAGUUAUUU